AUGUCCGGCAACGAGCGGGCAAACUCUUCAGUCUCCGAUGAUAGCCCGUUGGAGGAAGAUGUUCCUCAAAGAAAUGAGGUAGUGCUAGAGGAAAUUGGCGGGAACCCAGAGCAAUCCCAGCUUCAAAAUAAGUCAAAGAAUGGUUCUGAGAAUAUUCCAAAAAAUCAACAGGGCCCUCCUUCUACUUUUACCAAUCCUCCUCCUGAUGCACCUGCUACUAAAGGAAGUGGCCAUUCGUUCUUCAGUGAGGAUUACAAGCAUCACAGACGUCGUUUGGUAAAACGAUUUUUGCUCAAUAACUUGAUGUUGUGUGUUUUCAUUUUGGCUGCAUUUUCUAUUUAUUGGGGUUCUUAUUAUCAAAGAUCUAGUAGGUACAAAAACUUGAAGAUGUUGGUUGUGAUUGAAGACGAUCAAACAAUUGAGGGAGUUGAGCCAGUGUUUGGAAACUCUAUGGACCAAUUGUUGCGGUCUGCAACGGCGAAAGAACAUGGCGAUUGGUAUAUUUACAGUCUGACUCAGUUUAAAAAGAGAGCAGAUGUCAACGAAAAUAGUAUUGAAGAUGAGAUAAAUCGACUCAUCCACCACCAAGAGUACUGGAGCUCUAUCCACGUACUUCCCAAUGCAACAUACAACUACUACAAUGCACUCAAAAAUGGCGAUUCUAGCUACAAUGUUACAGCCAACACGGUAAUUUCGCGAUAUGAAACGGGCAGAGAUUUCCUUAACAUGCAACUGUACAUCACCCCUCAAGUUCAGGCAAUUGAAAAACUUUGGUUAAAAGAACAGCCCAAUAUGGUAUCCAAGAUUAUCAAUAGUACCAUCGAUAUCAAUUCAGCAUCCAAGAUUGCUCUUUUGAGCCUGCCAUUGGUUUUUGAAUUUCUUGAUCGAGCUCCAUUCACCGACCCUGUUUUGGUUGCGCCAUGUCAGGUUGGUUUUAUCUACAUGAUUAUUCUUACAUUUUUUGUAUUCAACUUUUUCACCGAGGCACACCAAAUCGCUGCAAAAUCCGGAGUAAAGAAACCGCAUUUUAUGCUAUACCGAUACUUGUCGUCCAUCCUUACCUACGUUAUCAUUUCAUUGUUUUUUGGUUUGGUGACGUUGGCUUUCCAAGUUGAUUUUACCGUCACGUAUGGAAAAUCAGGGUUCCUAGUUUACUGGUGUAUUGCUUUCUUGACAAUGUGUGCUGUGGGAUUGGCCAACGAAAUCAUGGCAAUGACUUUGAUUAUGAUUCAUCCUCCAUUCCUUGGAUGCUGGAUGUUGUCAUGGGUUGUCAUCAACAUAUCACCAACAUUUGGUCCAAUUGCAUUGAUGAAUCGAUUCUAUAGAUAUGGCUAUGCUAUACCUAUACACAAUAGUUUUGAAGCCACAAAGACUGUGUUUUUCGACGUUUACAAGGGUCAAUUGGGUCGUAAUUUUGGUAUUUUGAUUGCUUGGUGGGCAGUCUUGACAUUGAUUUUUCCAUUUGUUGUUGUACUUUUUGGUAAAACCAUGGCUAAAAGAGCACAAGCAGCUGCCAAGGCAGAGGCUGAAGCUAGAGCAAGAAAACAGGAAGAGGAGAAAAAAGGAGAGAAAGGGCAACAAGGCGUUUAA
This is a messenger RNA of Lodderomyces elongisporus, 1590 nucleotides long. RefSeq lists its product as uncharacterized. Bases 1 to 1590 code for a protein of 529 amino acids. Gene Ontology annotation, cellular component: membrane. The transcript has a single exon. The record is from RefSeq and is a predicted model, not a curated record. Lineage: Eukaryota; Fungi; Ascomycota; Pichiomycetes; Serinales; Debaryomycetaceae.